Messenger RNA from Vitis vinifera (wine grape), 1077 nucleotides. RefSeq lists its product as uncharacterized. The transcript is spliced from 3 exons. Lineage: Eukaryota; Viridiplantae; Streptophyta; Magnoliopsida; Vitales; Vitaceae. The coding region runs from base 49 to 1077 and encodes 342 amino acids. The record is from RefSeq and is a predicted model, not a curated record.
CAAAAAAAUAUCAAAGAUAUAUUCAAGGGUGGUGCAAUUAAAGAAACGAUGGGACGCUUAAUUAGCAAAUUCUUCAUUUAUGAGAGCGUCGCACCCGCAAAAGCAAAGUCUCAUCACUUCAAGAAUAUGAUUAUUGGUGCACAACAAGCUGGAAUGGGAAUCGAACCUCCAUCUCCAUUUGACAUAAAGAACAAGUACUUGGAAAUGGAGUACAGAGAAAUGGAAGCUUAUGUGAACCAACAAAGAGAAAAAUGGAAGACAUAUGGGUGCACAAUAAUGUCAGAUGGAUGGACAGGGCCCACGAAAUUAAGUAUUAUUAAUUUCAUGGUUUAUUCUAAAGGGAGCACGGUCUUCCUUAAGUCAGUUGAUGCAUCGAACUAUAUCAAAGACCACAAGUAUAUAUACGACCUAUUGAAGACUGUUAUCAAAGAAGUCGGUAAAGAAAAUGUGGUCCAAAUUGUCACAGAUAAUGGGUCGGCGUUCAUGAAAGCAGGGAAACAAUUGAUGAAGAAGUAUAACUUAUACUGGACUCCGUGUGCGGCGCACUGCAUCGACUUAAUCUUUGAAGACAUUGGUAAAAGACCCAGUGUUAUCGAGGUGAUAAACAAUGCUCGCAAGAUAACUAACUUCAUUUACAAUCAUGGUUGGUUACUAGCACAAAUGAGACUGUAUUGUGGUGGAGACAUUGUUCGACCAGGAGCUACAAGGUUUGCUACCAAUUAUAUUGCUCUUGACAGUCUUCUUAAAAAAAUGGUCGAUUUGAAAAAAUUGUUUAUGAGUGAUGAUUGGGCACAACACAAGCUGAGUCGAACAAAACAUGGACGAGAGUUGGAGCAAUUAUUGUUUGACCAUGCGUAUUGGGACAGAAUGACAAAUAUAGUUUCAUUAUAUGAGCCAUUAUACGUGGUGCUUCGACUUAUGGAUUCUGAAGUUGUUCCCACAAUGCCAUUUGUGUAUGAGCUUAUGCACGUGAUGAAAACGAACCUUACGCGUCAAGGAGCUGGAGAUUGGAUAGGAUUCGGUGAUCGAGUGGCAAUUGCAGCAAGGUCAACCAUGGUGCCCGGUGAGUCUUUGUAG